AUGGCGACUCCGAGCAACCCUGUUGACCCGCUGCAGCAGCUUUCCGCCGCACUCGCCGCUCCGGCCGACUCUAAGGAGCAAGCAGACCUGCUCGCGACCCUGCGUGACUCCCUUGAAGCACACCCGAGCCCGAUACGCAUCUUGUGUACGACCCUCGUCAAGACCGUGUCCGGCGCGGGCGACUCGUUGCUCAAGCGGUGGGUCCUCGACCUGCUGCACUUUGCCAUAUGCCGCUCGAGUCUGUCGCCUGAGGCACGCACCCAACUGGCCGCGGACGCGCUUGACACUCUGGCGGGGCUUAUUCACGACGCGAACGUGAAUACCGUAAAGGUCACUAUCCAGUGUUUCGCUACCAUAUACCCCCUACUCUUCCGCAAAAUGUGCACUCAGCGGAACAUGCAACAGCAAUGGGACCUGUUGGUACAGACGAAAGCGAAGAUACUCGACUUUGUGUGGUCGCCACACGUGCCCGUUGGUGUCAAGAUCUCUGUGGUCAAGUUCAUGCAGCGAGUGAUCCUAGCCCAGACCAGGGGCCCCAGCGAUCCCAGAUUGCAGAAAAAGGAUGACAUGAACAUCAGCAUGCUCCCUGCAGAUCACCCAUUCAUUUCCGCCGCUUCACUUGAGGCAGAGGGGGCGAAACUGCUGGAGGGCAUCAUCACCAUUUUGUACACAAGCUCGAAUCCGGACAUCUUGUCUGCUAUCUUGAACAGUUGGGCAAGCUUCGUGAAACAGCGGCCCGCGUUCGUUGAGCUUGUUGUCCAAACACUCACGUCAUGGGUUCCAAACGAGAAGCUGCAGGCGUUGUCGGCGACGAGUGUGAAAAGUGCGGAGAAGGCCGUCAAGAUCCUGCUCAACCAUAUCAUGCGCUCGCCACAAGGCCAGCCCUGGGCUCCUCAGAUACAAUCCGCGCUUCAAGCGCAGGCUACGCGCAUGAAGGCUGCGGAAGAACACAAGGCCGAGCGCAAACGUCCGUCGACGUCUGCCACGCCGGAGGCCCCCGACGCGAAACGUCCCAAGCUCGAACAGGACGCCGAUGCCGCGGCGUCCGCGACAUUUUUGUCGAGCUUCGACUUCACGACGCUGCCCGCAUCGCUCGUCACAGACCUCAUCGUCGCGAACUUGCAGGUAUUCCCGGAGCAGACGUUUGUUGACGUGGUACAGGCAUACCGCCAAGGCCGAGGAAGCGCUGCCCCCGUACCCCCGCCUACCGCAGGUCCAUCUUCUAAGCCGGGAAUACCGCAGACGGCCAAUGGCAUGCUAAUACCGACAGGCCCGCGAGCCCUUAGAUCUGCGACGCCGGUGGUUGCACCAGUAACAGAAACGAAAUCGCCUACGCCUGUGCCGCGCGACGUGCGGGGGUCGAGCGAGAUGCGGUCAAUGUCGCGGUCGCCCCCCGGGACACCUCCGCCGGCAGUGAAGGAGGAGGAACCAGUCGACCCACUUAAGAUGGACAUUGACGAGGAGGAGAUCGAGUAUGAACCGGAUAGGCUGAACCAAGAGCUCUCUGGCGGACAGGAAGCGGCCACGCAGGACGGGCUCGUGAUGGAUCCGGAGAUGGAGUUGGUGCUUGACCUCGAAGACUUCAAGCUGCCGCCGCCUAGAGAGCUUCCAGAAGAGGCACGUGCCGCUCUUGUCAAUGGUUCGUUGGUGCGAAUAUGGGAGGGCUCGAAGGACCUGCAGGCUGCGGACCUUGGGCUCGACGAGGCCCCGGGCAUCGCGGCGGCUGAUAUGUGGAUGCUCCUCCUUGUGCGACUUGUCACGCGCGUCGUCGACCCGACUGCGCUCGAGAACGACAAGAGUGAGCGAGAGAAGAGCGAGGAUGACAUGCCUGUCGAGGACGAUGCGCUUGCGUCCGACAUCUAUUCGCAUCAAGAUAGGCUUCGCCAGAUAUUGUGUGAAUAUAUCAUGGAAGAUUUUUCCGGAAGGAUACGACUUGCAACGACAUGGAUGAACGAAGAGUGGUACAACGACCAGAUUCGAAACCAGGCAGAGCCUAGCUGGGCACCGAACUACGAAACCUGGCUGAACCAGAUAGUGGCUGUAUAUCAAACACAUCUGGACAACAAGGAUCGGACGUUCUCGCAUUUCCUUUUGGAUCUGCCGCAUGUACCGUCGGACAUCAUGAGCCUAUUGCGCGAGAUGUGUGUCGAGCCGGAGCGGAGACAAGUCGGUUUUGCUGCCCUUCGAGAGUUCAUUACCCAACGGCCAUCGCUGAGAGCGGAAGCAAUGACUAUGCUGCUGGAACUUACCACACAUCCAGACAAAAUAACCCGAGGAGCUGCGAUAAAUACCGUCAAGCGGUGGAUACCGGACGCCGAACCUAUGGCUGGCAUGAUCCGCGACUUUGCGUUGCAGCUCCUUCGACGGCUGCAGUCAAGACCGAAAGUUGAUAAGGUCGAGGAGCAAGCUGCUACUGGCGAGGACGGUGAGAACAUGGAGGACGGUCAGCUGCCACAGGAGGACGUCAUCCAGACACCGUAUCUUCCAGAGCAGUUGGAGCUUCCUGCCCAAAGCGAUCACAUCCUGCAACACCUUGAGCUACUAUUCGCUCUGUCGACCAAGGUACCCGAGUUCUUGGAUGAGGUGUUUGCUGCCUAUGGUGCGAUGGAGGAGACGGUGCAGGAGACGAUACAGCAGCUCAUUACCCCGCUCAUAAGGGCACUGGGCCCCUCACACGGCAAGCUGCUCACUCUGUUGAGAACCUUCCCACCAGGCGCAGAGUCACUGGCGCUUCGGGUCCUGACCAUCUUCACGGAGGCUACCCGACCUAGCGCACAGCUAGUGGCCCUUGUCAAGAGCCUCAUCGCCGAGCGUGACCUGGACGCGCGGUUCCUCAUACCAAUCAUCGCGGAGAUGGACAAGGUGGACAUCUUACGGCAUCUACCACGCAUCGUGUCGAUCCUCAAUGGGAAGCCAGAGCCCAAGACCCUGGUCAAGUCUGUAUUCAGCUCGGUCGUCACCGCCCCGCCCCAGGGCUUUGGCAGUGUCAGCUCGAACCUGCCGCGCGUGCGGCAGAGCGAGCUUCUCACCCCUGCCGAGCUUAUGGUCCUUCUCCACGAAUCCGAAAAGGAAAUCGGCCUCAAGGCCGCGAUCGAGGCUAUCGGCGUCUGUUUCUCCAUGACCGAUAUCUUCCGUUCGGACAUCCUAGCCGUUGUCAUGAACCAGCUUGUCGACGAGCCUGUACUCCCGACGUUGUUCAUGCGCACGGUCAUCCAAGCCGUCUCGACAUAUCGCUCGCUCGUCCCCUUUGUUUCGAGCACGCUUCUCACGCGGCUCAUCACGAAGAAGAUCUGGACCGUCGCGCCGCUCUGGGAGGGCUUCAUCCGCUGCGCAAAGCUGAUCGCGCCCGCAAGCUUCGGCGCGCUGCUGCAGCUGCCAAAGGAGCAGCUCCGCGAGCUCGUCGACAAGCAGCCGAGCCUCAAGGCCGGCCUGCGCGAGUACGUCACGAAGAAGGCCGGAAACAAAGCCCGCGUCGCCGGCCUGCUCGACAUCUUUGCGGAAGACAGCAGCGAGAGCCAGGGCGCGACGCCGACGCCCGCUAAAAGCGCGGAGGGCAGCCCUGUACCUGAGACGCUGCAAAAUCCUGCAUCGCAACUACAAGAUAUGGAAUCUACGCCGACGCCGGCGAUGUGA
Messenger RNA from Phanerochaete carnosa HHB-10118-sp, 3633 nucleotides. RefSeq lists its product as uncharacterized. Lineage: Eukaryota; Fungi; Basidiomycota; Agaricomycetes; Polyporales; Phanerochaetaceae. Gene Ontology annotation, cellular component: mRNA cleavage and polyadenylation specificity factor complex. The transcript is spliced from 14 exons. The record is from RefSeq and is a predicted model, not a curated record. Bases 1 to 3633 code for a protein of 1210 amino acids.